Pangasianodon hypophthalmus (striped catfish) is the source of this 3063-nucleotide messenger RNA. It is a transcript of the gene selenop, whose product is annotated as selenoprotein P. Gene Ontology annotation, biological process: selenium compound metabolic process. Gene Ontology annotation, molecular function: selenium binding. Lineage: Eukaryota; Metazoa; Chordata; Actinopteri; Siluriformes; Pangasiidae. The transcript is spliced from 5 exons. The record is from RefSeq and is a predicted model, not a curated record. Gene Ontology annotation, cellular component: extracellular region.
UAUGGGAGGGGAAGUGGGCGGAGCUUGUGGAGAACUUUGUCCUAGUUCUGAAAAACAAGUGGGGUAUAAAUAGGACGAGGUUGAGGCGUGUUUUUAUUGAUCUCAGACGACUGGAGAGAAAAUCUGCACUGACCGAAGACUUCUGGAGAAAAAAACAACACACGGAGUGUGUGUUGGUGGGGAGGAGCGAUGUGGAGGUCUCUCGGCCUCGCCCUGCUGGCCGCCCUGCUGGUGGGCUGUAGGGCUGAGAGUGAGACGGACGGAGCGAGAUGUAAACCCGCGGCCGUGUGGAAGAUCGGCGAUGUGGAGCCGCUGAAGGACAGCCUGGGCCGAGUGACCGUGGUGGCCUUCCUCCAGGCCAGCUGAUUGUUCUGCUUGUCGCAGGCAGCCAGACUGGACGAGCUGCGCCAGAAGCUGCAGGAUGCAGGCUUCGUAAACAUCACGUACAUGGUGGUGAACAGCCAGGAUGAAAACUCACUCCGUCUUCACAGUCUGCUGGAGAAGAAACUCUCAGAUAACAUUGCUCUGUACAAGCAGAACCCUGAAGAUCCUGACGUGUGGAGCAUAGCCAAGGUUGAGAAGGAUGACUUCCAGAUCUAUGACAGAUGUGGACAUCUCACACAUCACCUGUCUCUGCCGUAUACGAUCCUGAGCCAGCCGCAUGUGGAGGACGCCAUCAGAAACACCUACUGCACCGCCGUGUGUGGAGACUGCCAGCAGGAGCACUCUGAUGACCUGGAGGCAUGUAACAGGACCAAGGAGGAGAAAACAGAGGAGGAAACACCAAAAACAGAAGAAGAGGAUCACCAUCAUCAUCACCACCAUGGUGGUCAUCACCAUGGUGGUCAUCACCACGGACAUCAUCACCACGGACAUCAUCACCAUGGUGGUCAUCACCAUGGACAUCAUCACCAUGGAGGUCAUCACCAUGGCCACCAUCCCCAUGGAGGUCAUCACCAUGGCCACCAACCCCAUGAUGGUGGAGAGAGGCAUAGUCACAGUGGCUCAGACCACCAACAUGGCCAUGAGGGCCAAGUCAUUGUAGGGCAGGUCCAAAGAGGCUCCGUAGAUCUGGGCGAGGUUCAGAGGAGGCAGUUUGAUUUGGGACAGGCCCAUGUGGGGCAGAUAGAUUUGGGACAGGUCGGAAUUAGACAGGUAGACCUGGAACAUGUAGCUGAUGAUGUAGGGAACCAGCAGGUGAUGCGGCAUCCCUGAGCCUCCAGGUGAAAAUUCCCAUUCACGUGUCAGCAGGGGGCGCUCUCCGACCCCUCCAGCUGAUGCUGACACUGACGGCGUCUGAUUGGCCAGCAUGUUAAUGAGAGGCCAAUCUGACGCUGCGAUGAGCCGCUGGCCGCUCCCUGUCUCUGACACGGGCACACAGCGGACCAAAACAACAUCAGGGAAACCUGACAGUGACGUCCCGCCCACUCUGGUGACUGACAGCCGGCUCAGCCAGUCUGAGCCUGACCUGCAGGGAUAAGCCAAUGAGAAUGACAGGUGAUAUAAGCAGGGACAAGAACUUAGACUAAUGACACACUGGCAACUUUUCUCAAUCUGGAAGCAUUAGAUCAUCAGCGCCCUCUGGUGGGCAAAUCUGACCAGCUGGAGACCAGAAUUCCAUCCCACAUUCCGAUGUUGAUCAGUUUGUGCUGUUAAGUGACAGUUUUAGGUAUAAUUACUAUCGUUUAAUACAACAUCAAUUAGCUGACAUGCUAACUGAACUACAUGUCAACUUGCAGAUGGUCGCUAAUUAGCAAGUUAGCCCUCUCUGGCCCACAAUUUUAUUAGCAACUAAUAAAAAUGAUUAGCAUCUCAAGCUGCGUCAGAAAGUUGCCAGUGUGUCGAGGUAUCACCUGGACCCUGACAGGAACUCACCAACAAGUAUUGACACCUCAGUCUGUCCCAGGAAUGAACCAUCACCUCUGACGCUAAUGAGUGAUCCUCAGUCCUCAUCCUAAACACUAAACUAAUAACGGUUCAUUUUCCGCAGUUAAAAAAAAGGCGAAUGCAUGAGAAGCUGCUAGCGUAAAUAAUAACUAGCAAAAGCUACGCUUCUCUGUUUCUAACCCACAGUUUUCAUCAAUUCUACAAGAUGUGAAGAGUUUAGGCUUGUUAACAGAUUAUAACUGGUGUAUUACACCCCCCAACUGCCCCCCCCCCCCCUAACUGGGUUUGAUGAUGUCAUAUGUGUGACAUCACACACAGGUGAGUUUCCCCACACAGAUAGCUCGGUAUAUCCCAUAAAUAAGGUAACUUCCUGAAUCCUUGUAGACGUUCUAAUCCCGAGGUGUUGGUCCAUGCUGGUGGCGAUCUGAGCGGCCAUGUUGGCGUGGUUCCUCCUCCGCCGCGACUCUCCGUGGCUUUAAUGAUGUCAGAUGCAGAAACUACACAGUAGUGGCGUCUGCCUGAUCCUCAGCCAAUCAGAGAGAGCGAGGAACAUCGCACAACAUGACACACUGGAAAUGUAGAAGAUUUAGGAGUGUGUAUUAGCAUCGUGUUAACCCCUUCACACCCAGCAGCUGUUAGCAUGCAAUUCUGCCAGAACUGAAGGGAAAGUCCACGGACUGGACGUGCGCCACUAAGGAGAGUGCAAAAAAAAACCCAGUUCUUUAUAAAAAUAACAACAGAUUAUGAUUAGCGUGGUAUAACACUACUGUAAAUAAUUAGCAUUAGAUAACGCGUCCAUGGCUAGCUAGCUACAUGCUGGUGAUUAGCACUGGGUCUGAAGGGGUUAAACGUCACAAAUCUCUGCUAUGUGCUAGUUAAUAUAACACAGAAAGCUAAGCUUAAUGAGAAUAUCUGCAGUAUCUACAACACACACACACACACAUAUUAUCGAGGGAUGUGUGAGACAUUUUGAAUACUACAUGAAGGUUUUCUGGGAAAGUUCAUUAAACCAGAGAACCUGAUGCCGUGUAGGAGAAAUGUUCGCACUCACACUGAUGGAGAAAGAAGUGUGUGUGUGUGUGUGUGUGUGUGUGUGUGUGUGUUUUCACUUUAAAAAUGAUUACAGUUGUAGUUAAGUUGUGUUAAACCUUCACAAAUAAACAAUAUUUUCAUGAA